ACACGGUUAUCUUUAAGGAGGGAGCCUCCUUUUAUAGACUCAUCACAAUCUCCAGACUUCAACAGCUGUUCGGGAGACAGGAGUAAAUAUGUGGAUAACCUUUGAUUCAUCUCUAAGCCAGGGGACGGUUGCAUCCCUUUCUUCCUGCGUUUCUCUCUUAUUGGUUCGUAAGACACAAAUGACCAAGCAGCUGAUGCAGAGGGCAGCGCUCUGCAUCAGCCAACUUGGAGAGUGAGGACCCCGAAGGCUUCUUGAAAUAGAAAUUUAAAAGAGGAGGAGCAGAGAAAGGAGGAGAGAGAGAGAGAGAGAGAGAAGGAGGCUUUAGAGUGAGAGCCCUCGUAUGCCAGGCUCCAAACCUAGCAUGGCUGUGCAGGAUAAACACAGUGACGUCCCUCCAUCGCAGGGACCGCUUUCUACGCGUAACAUCCACAGCCAGAGGAAGGGGAAUGGAUUCAAUAAAAGAACAGGAGACAAUUGUGGUUAUAUCAAACCAAACUCACAGGCAAAGACGACAGCCUGUUCAGUCAACACGGCUGCUCAAAUCUGCAACACGGCCACUUCACGAGCCACUGCAGUGACCCAUGGGCCGAAUGUGGAUGAGAGGCUGAAAGCAGCACGGGAAAGAAGAGAGGAGCACCAGAAGCUACUUGUCUCUCGGGAGCGGGGCAGAUUGGAGCGGGAGCAGCGGGCCCGGCAGUACUAUGAACAACAGCUGCAGGAGCGCAAGAAGAAACUCCUGGACCAGAGGCUCAAGGAGGAGAGGAAGCGUGCUGCUGUGGUGGGAAAGCGCAAGCAGACACUGAUGGAGGAGAAAGAGCGACAUGAAUGUGCAGUGCGUCGAACGGUGGAGAAGAGCCAAAGGGCCCAGCACAGCCUGAGUCAGAACCCGAGAGGAAGGAAGCUCACCACGAACGCACCCCGUCGCUUGCCUCUGACAUCAUGGGAGAAGAAGUUGGUCAGUCGCCUGCUUACCCCCACGUGCUCUUAUCUGGCCAGGAGCAAGAGUGUUGGCUGUCAGUCAGGAGAAGAAGUUGUCCAUGUUUGUCGCCGUGCAGUUUCAUUCCACUUCAUGAAUUCCACCGUCACUGCCCCUCACAAUCCCAAACACCCCUCUGGGUCAUCCCACCACAUGCCGUCUGCCUCCCCGAGUCCCGACAACAGGCAGCACAGAAGCCUCAACAUGCCACAGAUGAAAGCAGCAAGACAGAAGGACGCUCAUAGGAAGAACUCCAAUGCAAAAUCCACUCCUGCCAACACCAGUGCGAACAGGGCCAAAACCAAACCCCCGUCACCUGACCGGACCCCCCGGCGAUCAAUCCGCAGACACGCAACCCCGCUGCAGCUUGAGCUCCCACCUGUCCCUGAGGAGGACGUCACCGUUUGUAGUUCAGCCCUCUCCCCUGGUAACUCAAGGCCUGUCAGGACACCGGUUCAAGGUCAACGAAAGACAAUGAUGGAUGAGACUCCAUGUUUGAAUCUGCCCCACAAAGAGACACCUACCAUCACCACGACCACAGGACAUGGAAGUCCUCCCCAAACCUCUCCUCAUCCAGAUCCACAGCCUCCUAAAGUCACGUGUAGACCUUCAGCCGGGACCACAGACCAAGGGGAGGCCUCCCGUCUCCUGGCUGAGAAAAGGAGAGAGGCCCGACUACAACGUGAGAGAGAGGAGCAAGAGCGCCUACAAAGAGAAGAGGCUGAAAGGCGGAGUGGCGAGGAGCUGGAGCACAUGAGGGCAGGGGAGCGAGCGCGACAGCAGGCCGAGGCUCGGCGUCUCGUAGAGGAGAAAAUGAGGAGGGAGGAAGAGGAGCAGAGACAAGCCGAGGAAGAAAGAGCUCAGGCUAGGAGGGAGGCCGCUCUUCUGCAGAAACAGAGAGAGGAGGAACAAGCCAAAGAGAGGGCAAAGGCAGAGGAGAUGAUACAAGAGCGAGAAAUACUGGCACGGAAAGAGGAGGCAGCACGCCAAGCAAGAAGAAAGCGACUUGAGGAGAUCAUGCGGAGAACCAGGAGGACAGAUUCUCCAGAUACGAAACCUGUUCCAGUGAGUAUUUUGCCAAGUGAAGCCCAACCAAAGGAAAACACUCAACCUGUCCACAACGGUACUAUCCAAGUUGCCGUCAAGAUGACAGUGGGGACAAAGCUAGGGCUGAACAACGAGGAGGAUGCGAUACCUGUUGUGGCCUUUAAAGAACGCAGGUCCCUUAGGACUCUCACGGGCCUGGAGGAAAUCCAGAGCCACCAACGAGCAGAAGUCAUCUGAGAACCCUCACACAUGGGCUCAAAGGGUCUGUUGGAGAGUCACACUGCAGCACAGCCACGUUGCUGCCCUGCAGGGCAUGAAAGAGCAUGUAAGAGAACAGCCUCGCCUCUCACUGAGGACGUCAGCAUCGGCUCACUUUGCUGUGUGUAACCUGUGGCACAAAUAUCGGGCGUUAUUUAUUGCUUUCUUCGGCUCAGCAAGUUUCCAGAGUUAUUAAUGAAGAGCCAAAAACCAGUAUAUGUAGACAGUGGUAAUGAUAGUUCGCUGGCGAGUGAAUAGCCAUUCUAGCAACCACAGCACAUGUUAGCCAUGCUUUUUUGUUUAUUCCGGUUAUAGUUCUUGCAAUCCAAGCACUUUUCCUUCCCAGUUUUGUCACUGUGGAAUUAGAAUAGCUCAAGUGGCAGUUUUUGCUGAGAACAAAUGACUUUAGCUUGUUGGUGAAAAGUUGAUGUAAAUUCCUAUCUUCCCUUUUGAUUUUGUGACCUAUAGAAAUCACAUAUUUCAAAGCUGCUAAGGAACUUUGUUUUCAAAGACUUUGCUUUAGAUUAAUGAGUGUUGUUUAAGAGAAUUUGAUGCACAAAACCUUUAUUGCACUGACUUGCUUUGUUUGAUCCAUCUAAUCACAUAACAAAGGAAAGGCUAAGUUAAGAGAGUUUAUUAUAGUAAAAGCAUAUGAAAACAAAUGUAUGUGAUCUCAAUAUUUGAUCUUGUAGUAUGUUAUUGCUUAUAAUUAUCGCUUAACCUGUUAAAAAGUUGGACUAUAUGCCAUAUUUCAAAUAAAGUUGAAACUAUACCACA
Molecule: messenger RNA, 3058 nt
Organism: Pungitius pungitius (ninespine stickleback)
Lineage: Eukaryota; Metazoa; Chordata; Actinopteri; Perciformes; Gasterosteidae
Product: ensconsin-like
Exons: 15
Coding region: 341-2260 (639 amino acids)
Biological process (GO): microtubule cytoskeleton organization
Cellular component (GO): microtubule cytoskeleton
Source: RefSeq, a predicted model, not a curated record